Messenger RNA from Knipowitschia caucasica, 987 nucleotides. The record is from the annotation of a GenBank genome assembly. NCBI's taxonomy places the organism in Eukaryota, Metazoa, Chordata, Actinopteri, Gobiiformes, Gobiidae.
AUGUCAGAUUUUGGAGACCUGACACUCAGCCCACAGCCCCCUUCAAACCUGGCGCUUUACCUGAUCGUCUCACUGAGCACCAUAUCUCUCAUAUUCCUGGUGGCUAUUAUUGUGCUUGCUGGGGUAAAGUGCUAUAAAGACAGAGAAACCAUAAGUGGGUACAGUUUACCCCCCUUCGCAUGCUGCUGCUGCGGGGGCUUCCAGCCUGAGCCGCCUCCCGAGGCGUUCAAAAAAUCUAACCUGAACCUGCAGAUUUCUUCAGCCUCAAAAGUGCCCACAAACUGUAUGGAAGCAAACGGGAACAGCAGUCUCUCCCAGUCCUAUUGUUAUAAAGUGUGCCUAACACCAGAAUCAGCCAAAAGUGACUUUAUGUUCAUUAAACCAUGCAGUCCGAGCAGUGCGCCGCGAAAUAAUGAAGCAAAGAGCGCGGAGAACUCCUGGACAGCGCACAGCCGGAGCGCAUCUGUCAACAACGGAGCGACUACUCCCAGCGAGCUGAAGCAGCCCAACACAGACUGGACUCUUACAAAGAAUCAGAACUCGUCGAUCAAAAGUUACAACUCUAUCAACAUGGAUGGAACCCUUAUGCGCAAAGCAAUGCAUACAGACCCAGAAAACUAUGUGACCUCAAUGGCCCCGGGGCAGUACUGGACAUGGGGGACCCACAUGAAGGGCAUGAAAGAAUAUAUGAUGUCCCCUUCGACCAGCAGUGUGCAGUCACGGCCCUGGACCCCCAGGUGCACACCCCCUCCUCAGCAGCAGCAGCCAUCUCUGCCCUCGCACCCACACCCUCACCCUCCCCCGGACUACCACCACAAUGUCCACAUCCCCGGGACCCCCUCCGGCUUCUGCACCCUGCGACCAGUAGUGCACAGGAGCGAGCUGGACGUGCACAACUCCUUCUCCACGUUUGGGAAAAAGAGGCGUCUCCAAAUGUCCCCGCAGGGCGAGGCCGCCAUGAUCAAUAAUGACUUGUAUAAUGACUGA